Tachyglossus aculeatus (Australian echidna) is the source of this 1623-nucleotide messenger RNA. It is a transcript of the gene ADGRG3, whose product is annotated as adhesion G protein-coupled receptor G3. NCBI's taxonomy places the organism in Eukaryota, Metazoa, Chordata, Mammalia, Monotremata, Tachyglossidae. The record is from RefSeq and is a predicted model, not a curated record. Gene Ontology annotation, molecular function: G protein-coupled receptor activity. The transcript is spliced from 12 exons. Bases 1 to 1623 code for a protein of 540 amino acids. Gene Ontology annotation, biological process: cell surface receptor signaling pathway; adenylate cyclase-activating G protein-coupled receptor signaling pathway. Gene Ontology annotation, cellular component: membrane.
AUGAUGACGGUCCUCCUUUUCCUCCUGCAGCUGGCCUCAUCAACCCCGACAACAUCUCCUGAAGAAAAUUUGGGGUCAUCACCUUCCUCUUGCAGCUCUAUUUCCCAGCUCAGAGACACCCCCGAGAUCAAGGUUGAGACCUGUUUCUCCAGCUGUCAAGGGAAAACUGAGAAAUGUGAGGUGGGGGAAAUCCAGAGGUACUGGAUCAAAUUUGAGAAUCAAACUCAAGAAAAGAUUGUGAAUGCAACCAUGGUGAAGGCUCUCUUCCAGACAAUCAACAUCACCAACACUCAGGACCUGUAUUUUUCACUGAUACCCCAUCAGGUGCCUGGGCUGAUCCUCGGGGCCGUGGAAGAGAGUCCUGACAGGGUCAGGAUCCCCAGGACGCUGCUUGAAACCCUGAGGGCCAACACGGAUCGAGUCCAAGUGGCCAUCUCGGUGUUUGACAUUGGGCGGGGCAAUCUGUUCAAGGGCCAGGCCUCUGCCAGUGGAGAUGGCACCAUGGUGCUGGAUAACCGGAUGGUGGGCAUCAGGGUGGGCAGGCAGCCCAUCACGGACCUGACGGAGCCAGUAGAAAUCACUUUCUCCCACAGAAAGCAGCCCCAGAAUUUGAGCCGCCGCUGCGUCUUCUGGAACCCCUCUCAAGGAAAGACUGGAAACUGGGACUCUCGUGGGUGUUCUUCCAAGCUCAGAGAUCUAGAAACCGUUUGCUUCUGUGAUCACUUGACCUUCUUCGCCCUCUUGCUGGAGCCAACGCUGGACAUUGCCACGGUGUGGGCGCUGACCCGCAUCUCCCAAGCUGGUUGUAGCACCUCCAUUAUCUUCUUGACUCUCACCAUCCUGCUGUACUUUACGCUGAGGUUUACCCGGAAGAAAUUCAAGCAAGAAGAUCCCCCAAAGAUCCACACGAGCCUCAGCAGUAGCCUCUGCCUCCUGAACGUGACUUUUCUCAUCGCCCUCGGGACAGGUGCCCCUCGGUCAGACAGGUGGUGCUGGGCACUGGGAGGCAUCUCCCAUUACUUCCUGCUCUCUUCUUUCACCUGGAUGGGCAUUGAGGCCUUUCACCUUUACCUGCUGGUCAUCAAGAUCUUCAAAACUUACUUCAGGCACUACUUCCUAAAGCUGUGCCUGGUGGGCUGGGGCAUUCCGGCCUUCGUUGUCUUCAUCACCGGGGUCACUGGGAGCUACGGGCGCUUCCUUAUCAAGAAUCAGAAAAACCAGACCACUCUAGAACUAUGCUGGAUAAAAAUAAGCCCUGCCUGGUAUAUCACUACCCAUGGCUACUUCUCCGUCAUCUUCUCCUUCAACUUGGUGAUCCUCUGCCUAGUGUCCUGGAAGAUCUUCAGCCUUCAGAGUUCUACAGCUGGCAAGGAGCGGAGCCAGGCCUGGAAGGGGGUUCUGACGGUGCUGGGCCUCUCCUGCCUCGUGGGGAGUACUUGGGCGCUGGUCUUCCUCACUCCUCUUGGCCCUGUCACUGCUUACAUCUUUACCCUGUUCAACUCCCUCCAAGGCAUCUUCAUCUUCUGCUGGUUCACCGCCCUGUACUUUCUGGGUAAAAAGGCUGAGACAUCUUCUUCUGCUACGGCCAAGGGGGACAAAGUCACCUCCAUGUCACGUGACUAG